Schizosaccharomyces osmophilus is the source of this 699-nucleotide messenger RNA. It is a transcript of the gene pac2, whose product is annotated as cAMP-independent regulatory protein Pac2. The record is from RefSeq and is a predicted model, not a curated record. The transcript has a single exon. Gene Ontology annotation, molecular function: DNA binding. Lineage: Eukaryota; Fungi; Ascomycota; Schizosaccharomycetes; Schizosaccharomycetales; Schizosaccharomycetaceae. Bases 1 to 699 code for a protein of 232 amino acids.
AUGCAGACUUAUAGCGGUGUCAUCAAAACUCCGUUGGAUGCCAUUAUCCUAUUUGAGGCCUGCCGAAUUGGCUUAUUACCUCGAGUACAACGCCGUCUUUCUGACCACGAACGAAGCUUGAUUUGCGCUGGUAGCGUAUUUGUUUGGGACGAACGGGAAGCUGGAAUGCGUCGUUGGACUGAUGGUAAAUCAUGGAGUGCUUCUCGUGUGAGUGGCUCCUUCUUAACAUAUCGGGAAAUGGAAGGAAAACGUAAGCCUUACCAAGGAACUUCUAGUGAUAGUACUGUGAAACGGUCUUCUUCAAUAGACCCUCAUAACUCUUUAAACUCUUUUCAACAGGACGAUAGUGGUGCAGGGAGCAUGAGUGACGAUAGUUCUAUGGAUGACGAAAAUAUGCGUGGUUUGCAUUAUAAACCUAACGGUUUAAUAAAACAAUCCUUUAGUAUCACUACGUCUUUGAACCACAAGUUACAUUUGAUUUCUUACUCUUCUCCCAUUCCAGAUCCUUCCCUUGUUUCACCAUCUUGUGAUGUGAACUUGUCACGAAUCACGAUUCCUUAUGGUUUGUAUCCUGAUGCUGGCCCACCGCUUGUGCAAGCACCCAAGUUCCUCGCUCCUUAUGAUAUACCCGUGGAAAAGGUUGCUUGUAGUGAGGAUGCUCGGGUUCUGGACAAACUUCGCCAAGCAUUAUGGUUGUAA